This is a messenger RNA of Schizosaccharomyces octosporus yFS286, 6148 nucleotides long. RefSeq names its product tRNA specific adenosine deaminase. The transcript has 5 exons. Gene Ontology annotation, molecular function: tRNA-specific adenosine-37 deaminase activity; RNA binding. The record is from RefSeq and is a predicted model, not a curated record. NCBI's taxonomy places the organism in Eukaryota, Fungi, Ascomycota, Schizosaccharomycetes, Schizosaccharomycetales, Schizosaccharomycetaceae. The coding region runs from base 1707 to 2879 and encodes 390 amino acids. Gene Ontology annotation, biological process: tRNA wobble adenosine to inosine editing.
CGAUGACUUACUGUAUACCUAACAGAUCAGUCAAAAGUAAAGCCGAAAUUUGAAUUAUAAUUUUGAUUUGCAUGAUGCAUAAAAUAGGAACCAUUAAUUACCUUCUUUUAGGACGUGGUUUCAUUUCUUCAGGAGGAACAGGAUGUAACAUGAUUUUGUUAGGAUGUUGAGGGCAAAUAUAUCACCAGUACGAUUAAAGGCCGUACAAGCAAUCGGACCUCCGACGUUGGGAUAACUCUUUAAACGUUGAUGACUGUCCUUGUCCCAAUAGCUAAAGGUACCGUCUGAUCCAGCUGUAGAAAAUGUUCCGUAUUGGGGAUGGAAGGCUAUAGAAUUCACACUGUAAACAUCGGAUGUUCCCGUUCCCUGUGUGCGGUGGCAUCUAAAACUAAAGUUUUCUUUUUGAAUCUUUUCAUCCAGGUUUUGAAUUGCACACCUUCCUUCAACACUACCUAUUGCAUAACCGUCGGCUUUGGCAAAACAUGCGAUACUUCGAGUUUGAAAUUUCAAAGGACUCAUAGCUACUUUAAAUAUCUUUGUAGGUUCAGAGAGAUUCACGACACAAACGUUUCGCUCAGCAGUACCGAUAACAAGCAAAGGAUGAACAGAAUCCAUGGUAUAAACUCGUUCAGGAAGAUUAACGGUAGCAAUAGGAGCUGGCUGACGAAGAUCCCAGUACUUUAAAGUUUUGUCCCAGGAACCUGUAGCUAAAAUAGGGGUACUACCGAUGUUCUCAACGAAACGGACGCAUCGGAUAGUAUCGUCAUGAGCAGCAACCUGUUGGUUCUGUCCUGUUUGAAUAUCGAAGACUUUUGCUGAUUUAUCGGUACUUCCAGAAGCAAGUUUCGUUCCAUCACGCGACCAAUGAACACUCAAAACAGGACCUUGAUGGUCAUAUAAGGCUUUACCUACUGAUUGACCAGUCGAUUGAACUUCAUAAAUACGAACCUUGCUAUCCCUAUUAUGUGUUAAAAUAGAGUUCUAGUUCAAAGCAUUGUAUACGUCCGAUAAUUGAGUGAAAGCAUAGAAAACCUUCCAAACAUGGUGUAAAUAAAAUCAUCAAUUGCUAGGAUGCAAAUGCAUUAGAAAUCCUAGAAAUCCUUGUGUUUUAUUUGUACACGAUCAUGCACAGUAUAUGGUCACGACAAUAAUUGUACUUCCAUGCUCAACUCUUCAUUAGGCUACAGGACAAACAGAACACUGUUAUGUAUCUUAUAAUUUUUAAACAUACCAAGAGGAAGCAGCCAAAUAAUCUGCCUGAGGUGAGAAUGCCAAGUCUGAAAUUGAAUCUUCUGGAGGUUGUGGAACCUUUAUUUGUCAGUGAUUUUUGAUUCUACUUUAAAUUUUAGCAUACCUCAACAUCUGAUUUAAGGUCACCUGUUGCAGAAGAAACAGUUGGUGUAGUAGCUUGACCAAAAAGCGACAUUUUAUGAUUUUGGCGGUUGGCAGAGUAUCUUCGUCGACCUGGUUCACCAACAUAAGAGAAAUGUUUUGAAGCUUCCCAAAGAAACACAACUUCCUUUGAUUUUUUAUAAACUUUGCAUUUCUUCUUUUAUAUUUUAAUCUUUAUUGCUAUAGAAUACUCAGCUGGCUCUGGCUCGAAAGCGUAUUCGGCUGCAUAUGACUAAGUCCACUAAUUUACAAUAAGUUGAUUUUUAUUAUUUUUCAUUUUUUUAAAUAUUCCUUUUUUGUUGAAAUAAAAUAUAAUGAACUCCAAAUGGAUUCCUGCAGGGUUGGUACAAGAUGAAACGCCAGACACAAUCGCUCAAUGUGUUUUGGAAGCUUAUGAACGUCUUCCAGCUCAUGGAAAACCUAUUGUAAGGGCAAAUGGAGUUCAUGAAUGGACUACCUUGGCUGGUGUUGUCCUAGAAGAUAUGAAUGCAAGAAAAUUCACCUGUAUUAAUUUAUCAACCGGCGUCAAAUGUACACCAAUCUCAAAAAUCGAGACAAAUCAAUUUGGUAGCAUUUUACAUGACUGUCACGCUGAGGUAUUGGCUUUACGGUGCUUUAAUCGAGUUUUAUUAGAACAUUGUAGAUUAUACAACGAUGAACCGAGUAAAGCAUGGCUCCUUGAAAAGAAAGACGGGGGAAAGUUUUGUUUACGUCGAAAUUUGAAACUUCAUCUAUAUGUUUCAGAAUGUCCGUGUGGUGAUGCAAGUAUGGAGCUAUUAGCAAACAGCCUAGAAAACAGCGAACCUUGGAACCUGAAAUCGUUAGCAGAUCAGCCCAUGCGUGGCCGGGCAGACUUUGGCCAAGUGGGUAUUGUGCGAACUAAACCCGGCCGUGCUGAUUCUCCUUUCAGUUGGAGUAAAAGCUGUUCAGACAAGCUUUCAUCCAAACAGUUUUUAUCCAUUUUGAAUGCACAAACAAGUUUGCUUAUUGAGCCAAUAUACAUAACUUCCUUGGUGCUUCCGGAAAACGUGGUUAUCCAGACUUCAAUGAAAAGAGCGUUCGGGCCCUCCGGUCGAUGUAUGGGACUCAUAAAUCAAGCCUCUGGAGAUUAUAAAUUUCAUCCUUUUCAAGUAUUAACAACGAAACUACGAUACCCAUUCUCGAAAAUGGUUAAACCAGGUAUGCGUACCGCAACUAGUACAAGCGUUCUAAUAUGGCUCGGAGAUCAAAUGAACUCGACUCAGGUUAUCCAUAAUGGUAUUUUAGCUGGUAAAAAGGCAAAGGAUACUGAGCGCUCGCAAACAAUAAUUUCCAAAAAGGCUAUGAUGCGCACUUUUCAAAAUGUUGAGCAAGUUAAUUCGGAGCUAAGUAAUUAUGAGAGUUGGAAACAAGCAAAUACUGAUCGAGAAGGAGCUAAGAUAUUGGUUCGGAAUGUUUUGAAGCCUUGGAUUUGCAAUGGAGGGGAUGACUUUGACUGGAUGUCAUAGUGUUCAUUACUGACAAACUAGAUAUAAAAGAAGCAAAAUGUUCAGUUUAAAUUUUUAUUCUUGAUGAAAGUGAACAACAGCUGUAAAUUAGAAAUCAAGCAGUACAAUCAAAGAUUGUGAAAAGAACGUGAACAUAAUAUAUAUAAAUAUAUGUAUAUAUGGACCAAAAAAAUAAUUAAAAUAUGGAUAACGUAGUAAAUAGAAAACACGUACGGAAACUAAAGUCGAGGUAAGGGGAACAACACAAAGAGAAAAUGACAUACGUUGUGAAAUUAGGAAGCAUUUCUUAUGUGUAUAUUUACCUUAGCAUUCCAAAAUCAGAUAAACGUCUUUUUGGAGCAUGCAUUUGGACAGGUGUGCUAUUGUAAAUGCUUUGAUUUUUGUAAGAUGUAUUUUCGGAUGAAUUUUCGGGCGUGUUUGUGAUAGAGAUUGGUGUAGGAGGUCCUGUAAAGGAGUUGCUAGCUGGCGACUUCCCAGGAACUUUGUAAGCCUUUAACGGAGUGGAAUAGCUUUUAGAAAGAGACCGGGGACGAAUUCGUUUGGGUGUGCGAUCAUUAAGAAGGGACACGCUUCUGGUCAAUUUGCCAUGGCGAGCCCAAAGGGAAUGAGAUGAAGAUGAUUUCGAAAUAGGGUGAUGAGGGAUUUUCAAAGGAGAUGGAGUUUGAUUAUUAGCAACAAGAUCAUCCAGGCCAGAUGAUUGAGGAGUAAAGAGAUUGCGCGUUUGAGUGUUCCUGGGAUUAGAGUGUGUUAUCUUGGUAGGCGAGUCAUCCGUACAAAAGCUAUCUUCACAGAACUGAGGGGAAGGUACAGGAUUAAAAGGAACCGUUUUCUGUUUCCAGACGGAGGUGAUACAAGGUGUGUUGGGUAAAUGAUGGAGCUUGGUUUUUACAACGAUAGGUAAAUCACGCAAAGGGGAAUAUAGUUGGUUGACUUCAACUUUGUACAUGGCCAAUUGCAAGCGCAAUCGAAGAUUUUCAGCACAGGUUUUUAUAUCAUGGGAUCUUGUGGGACAUUCAGUAGAUUCGGCUACGUUUUCUUCUGUUUCAACAUCUGCGGCCGUAUCUGCUUCUUGGUCAAACAAAGGACGUUUUUUGCAAGGAACAGAUUUCGUUUCUUUACUUUCAUGGUCUUUGAGUGCACACCGUUCACUCAAAGGAGAUUUGUGCUCUCCUAACGGCAAUAUGUCCUUAUGAGGUCGAAUAGAAUUGAAAGAAACUGAUCCUGGAGCCGCGUUUUCCUUGCCUGGAGCUGUUUGUAAAGGUGUGACAGGAAGAUUUGCCUCCAUAUCUUCUUCUUGAGCAUUGAUUUCUCCUAAAGCAGUUCGGGUUUCCCCAUCUGGAUGCCUGUGCUUGGGCGUUGAAGGCUUCAAAAAUGAGUCCAUUCUGGUUCAAUCCCUCCUUAUCAGGUCAAACAAAGACAAUUUCAAUAAAUAAGAAAAUCCCAAGUAUAUAUUUUACGAGAAGUGCACACAAUGCUGUUUCAACAAAAUUCGCCCAAGAUACAGCGUUGACGAUGUUCAGUAUAUAUACGAAGACGCAACGCGUCGCGCUUCAAGCAGCGCGCUACUGAAGAUUUGGCGUUUCGUGUGCGCGAGGCGACUCGUAGUUGUUACCCAGGCACGAGUAACAGUACGCAUCGCGCGCGUUUUUUGAAGCAUAAACAAACCACCAAGUAUGAAAAAAUAAAUAAACAAUAAAUACAAGAGCGCGUUUGUCAAAUCAUAACAGAUCAGAGACAAGACAAAAUACUAAUUGAGAUACUUGUUCGAUCCAUUUCGGCUAUGAAUGGAAUGUUAGAUCAAAUUCCAAGGUGCGAUGGAGACGAAGAACUCGUUUAACAGCUGGUCGUAUUCGAAAAAGAAUAAUCCUUACGGAAAAGAGCUUUAUGUACGUAUUCUAAGCUUCUAUAAAAAAUAAAAGAAUUAUUCGAUCUCAAGGAUUGGAAAUAAAGCGCAAUUUUAGUUCGUUAUGUACUACCAAUUUUCCACGAAACCGGUAGAUGCUUGACGGUAUUUAAUGAGAAAUAGAUAAACAAAGUACAAUUUAAAGUAAGUGUUUCAAUAGGUUUGACAAAGAAUUAUAGGAAUUUGAAAUGUCGUAUGGAAUUUACCAUUGAGUGUCUAAAGUCACUUAUACUGGUAAAUCGCAUUUUGAGUUAAUAUUCUCAUUCGUUUUUUAAACAUCUUAGUCAAAGAGCAUUUUCUUUUACUAUAUCUUCUCAAUCUUGUACAUAGCCAAGUAUGUGACACAAAACAAAUGAACCUAUGAACGCAAUGCAAUAGCUUACUGCAUCUUCUUUGAAUGAAUUGAUGCCUACUUUUGGAUGGAAUUUAAUUAAUUGGUUUCAUUUAUUUGGAUUAUAAUUCCAAUGUGGGGUUUACUAAAUUAUCGCAUGAACGAUAAGACGCUUUUGUUUCUUUUCGUUUUAUUUUUUUUAAGUGUUGAGUUAACAAAGGUCAGACUUUGAGUCUACAAAAUUGUUGAUAGAUUUCAAGUUCUCGUCAGACUACUAGGAAUAAAUAUGAGAUGGAAAAAAGGUACGAAGAUUUCGCUGAUGUUUAUUUGGAAUCAAAUUAUCGACUAUACCUCAAGGUAUCUAACCCAACUUUGAUCCUAUAUUUAUGGUCCCAAUCAUGCAUGUUAGCAAGUUAAUUGAUGUAAAUUUGAUCUUCAUGAGCAUAUGUUCUGUUUUUUACUGAAGUGUCUCGAUCUGUAUGCUCCACAAACAUCACCACAUAGAAUAAUGAUGUUUCAAAGAUGAUGCAUUCCUUUAAAGACUUUUACCAUCUAUCUGUUUUCUUACUUCAGAUUUUACAAUACAUGUUUUCAUCGAACAUUCUGACAUCUUCUUUACGCAACAAGAAGAAAUUCAAGCACUUUAGUCUUUCAUAACUGACAACAGCCAUCGUUUCUAUUAGUUGCAAACGAAAAAUUGACAUCUCUUUGUUUGUACCAUGUACACGGCUUAAAAUGUUUUUGUAUCUCUAAAUUCAAAUUUAGUUCUUUUUUUUCAGUCAUUUAUUUACAUUAUAACGAUGGAUUUAUGUCAAUUGUUCCUUAGUAAACAAAAGAAGGAUUACGUUGAUAAAUAAAAAUCAGGACAUUGAAAUGAAUGUAUGUAGACAAACAAUUUGACCUUUUUAGGAAUUACAUUAAAAAAAUUCGUCGUAAUAAAAAUCUGAUGCUUGCUUUCCUUGAUGGAAAUGACUAGUCUCAAAAGAAUGUGAACACAAGACAUCAUAUCAUCAAAUCAAUUUUUCUUAAACCAAC